Nicotiana tabacum (common tobacco) is the source of this 996-nucleotide messenger RNA. RefSeq names its product guanine nucleotide-binding protein subunit gamma 1-like. Gene Ontology annotation, biological process: G protein-coupled receptor signaling pathway. The record is from RefSeq and is a predicted model, not a curated record. Lineage: Eukaryota; Viridiplantae; Streptophyta; Magnoliopsida; Solanales; Solanaceae.
CCCCCUACUACCCCCCUCAAGCACUCUCUUUUUACCUUCUGCAUUGUCUCUUCAAUUGUCUGCUACCCUUUUUUCUGUCUAUUUACAGUCCAAGAAUCUCUAAGUUUCAGUUACAGAAUCUCAAAGUUUCUAUUUUUGUUAAUAAAUAUUGGGUCUUUCUUGAUUUUUUAUCCAAAUGGGGUUAUUUUAUUUUUAGUUCUUGGACAGUUUUGUUAGUUUGUUACACGAUUUUGAUUUUUUUAGGGAUUUGGUCUUUUCUUGUUUUUUUUGUUUUUUAAUAAAUGGGGUUCUUUUCUUAUAGUGUUUGAACAGUUUUGUUAGUUGUGUAUACAUGAUUCUGAUUCUUUAGGUAAUUUGGAGCUUUUGAGAAAAGUGUGUGUGUGUGCGAAAAAAAUAAUGCAAUCAGAGAGCUCAGAACAGUUGAGAUCGGUUGUUGCAGCAACUGAUACAAGAGGGAAACAUAGGAUAUCUGCUGAAUUGAAGAGACUUGAGCAAGAAACUCGCUUCUUAGAGGAAGAACUUGAAUUGCUUGACAAAAUGGAAAAGGCGUCAACUGCUUGCAAGGAGAUGCUAAGUAAUGUGGAAACGAGUCCAGAUCCAUUACUGCCUGUAACACAUGGUCCAACAAAUCCUUACUGGGAUCGAUGGUUUGAAGGACCACAAGAUACAUCGGGUUGCAGAUGCUGGAUAUUGUAAUCACUCUUUGGCUGACUUUGGAGAUUUUCAUUGAUUGGAGACGAAGGUGAAGUUGGUACGCACAGCGUGUUGCCUAACACAGAGAUGUCUUAUCAAGUGUGUAAUGAAAUGUUUCAAUGUGUAGAAAAUGGCAUCUUUUAUUCCCUUAAGAGUUGAAAAUCAAGAUUCUCAUCUUUAUUGAUAGGUUACUGGUAGCAUUGUGCAGAUGACAAUUUUCUAUUAUAACAUCUUAUUGACAAGUAUUUGCUUGUGGUUAGAAAUGAUUUAUAUACCUGUCUGAGUUGCUAACCUUUUGAUCAA